This is a messenger RNA of Juglans regia (Persian walnut), 1703 nucleotides long. RefSeq names its product UPF0481 protein At3g47200-like. NCBI's taxonomy places the organism in Eukaryota, Viridiplantae, Streptophyta, Magnoliopsida, Fagales, Juglandaceae. The record is from RefSeq and is a predicted model, not a curated record. The transcript has a single exon. Bases 65 to 1618 code for a protein of 517 amino acids.
AAUAUCUAGCAAAUAUCUCACUUGCUUGGGUGCACCUACAGAGCUACUCUCACAAACACACGCCAUGGCCGGAACCAAGGAGCAUGUGAUAUCCGUGGAGACGUUGCUGUCGAAAAAGGUCGGUGUUGUCGGAACCGAAGCUGGUGAAACAAGCAGGGGCCGUGACAUUUCCUGCGGCCUGCAGAGGCGGGUCAUUGAAGUUAUUGAACACGGAGAUCAUGAGGAAGCCUGCGAGCUGAAAAAAAAGAGGUUUGAGAAACUGAGGGAAGCAAUAGAUCAUCCCAAUGGAUCAGGUCAAAAGGCUACACCAAAAAUACAAAAGGUUCCGCUGUUGCUGCAUGAUCACACUCAUUUCGACAAAUAUUUUAAGCCAAGGAUUGUAGCACUCGGUCCUAUCCAUCAUGAUACGGAAAAGUAUCGGCCAGCAGAGGGGUACAAGCUUAGAAUGGCGAACUACUUCGUCCAAGACAGUGGUACAAAGGAUGAGAUUUUGUACGACAUUGUUGAGAAGAACAUCGAGCAACUGAGGAAGUGCUUCGACGAGGAGGUGACCAAGAAGUAUGAUGAUCAGGCCCUGGCCUGGAUGCUGUUUGUGGACGGGUGUGCAAUAUUGCAGUCCAUCCAUUGGGCUGUUAGCAAACCAUGCAAAGAUUGGAAAAUGAAAUAUGAUCUGAUGGCCUUUGGGGAACAGGAUUUAUUCCUGUUGGAGAACCAACUUCCUUACCAACUCCUUGAGGAUUUGAUGAAUUCCAGCGCAAAGGGAGAUGAAUUGAGGAAAUCGAUUAACAGCUUCAUGAUGAAAUCACAGACGCAGGGUACGGCGUCGCCGAGCGAGAAGGAAAUUAGGCCGAUCCAUCUUCUCGAUCUCCUCCGGACGAGAAUCAUAGGCAAGCCGGCCGAAAGUACUGAUCCUGGCUCCAUUAACGCUGGCAAAGAAAAAGAAAGGCCUAUCCAAGCACUUCUCGGUCUCCUCCGGGAAUGUCUCCUACGCAAAAGGCAUAGGGACGACCAAAACCUGGAAAGAACGCAGUCGUAUCGCAACGUGGUGGAGCUUAAAGCAGCAGGAAUCCAUGUGAAGCCGCCCAGCCCCAGGAAAACACAUCAUGGUUCCUUGACAUCAAUAACUUUUGAUGAAGGACUCAAGUCCUACCUCCGGCUUUCUCCAAUAAUGGUCGAUGACUCAACGGGGCCCAAGUUCUUGAAUUUGAUAGCCUACGAGAUGUGUCCGGAUUUCUACAAUGAGUUCGAGAUCACCUCUUACAUAUCAUUCCUGGAUUCACUCAUUGAUAACACCAACGACGUAAUGGAGUUGAGGAAUGCGGGCGUACUCCAGAACCACCUCGGCAGCGACAAAGAAGUGGCUCUACUCUUCAAUGAGAUUGGCACCGACUUGGUUCCUGACCCCCAAGCAUAUGCCGCUGUCAAAGUUGCUAUUCAGAGUCACUACGAUACUCGGUGGAAGAACUGGAUUGCUGAAGCCCUUCACGAACAUUUCAGAAGCCCCUGGACGUUUCUGGCUUUUUCGGCCGCCAUAAUAGUACUCAGCCUAACUUUCAUACAGACUUGGUUCGCAUUCAAAGAAGACAGAGGUAAUUCCCGACCCCGAGUUCGGCGCUAGUCGCGAGUUCAGAGUACCAUGCAUGGAUGAAUAUAAUUUUUAUGAUAAUUUGGAGAGACAUAAAUAAAAUUGAUAGAUCUUAUCA